AUGUCCCAGACCGCUCUGACAUUCAGCAGCGGACCACCUCAGAUUCUGACAGCCCAUCACCCCCCGCCCCCCACCCCUCUGCGCUGCCUGAUUAAAGCAUCCCCCAAACCUCCCCCGCGGUCAGGAAAGACAUCACCACGAUCCAGCUGCCUUCCUAACCAGUUUGGCUAUCGAGAUGGAGGCCCCAACCCCUCAGAGGGCUCGUCAUCCGGGGCCCAGGCCGGGGGCACACAGAACGCCUCUGGAGGAUCCGCAGCUCUGGAUGACCAGCGCUGUAACGGAAACCUCCUCAAGAAAAACAAGAGCCAGGGGGCCACGGAGGACAGCAGCGGGGGGCACCGGUACAGUGCAGACCCCACCAUCUUCCUGGGCGAACGGACGUCCAGGGGCGACACGGACGAGGACGGCUACAUGACGGCCACCAAGGAAAAGAGCUCUUCAGAAUACCUGAACCCGAUCGAGGAGAACCCGUUCGUCUCGCGCCGUAAAAACGGCGAAAUCCAUGCCUUGGACAACCCGGGCUACCACAGCACCCCCAACAACCAGCCAGGCAAGGGGGAGGAUGAGUACAUGAACGAGCCCCUCUACCUCAACACCUUCCGCAUCCCGGCGGAUCAUGGCUUAGAAGUCCUCAGGAGGAACGGCCUGCCAUUACCCUCCCAGACCCCUUCUUCCAUCUCCGCCACCACCUCAGGAUCCCAUCUUCCGUUGACCAUCCAGACCAGCUUGCCCCAUUACCCGUUACCCUCAGCAGCGCCUUCUCCGGCUGGCUUGGCUUGCCAUCACCUCCCUUUCCACCACACUUUGAAAGCCGGUCAGCUUGGUAACCCAACCAGUGUAAGCCAGAUCGGAACCUCGGCCCAAGUUCAAGCGGGUCAGUCGGGUACCACGUCUACUGCAUCAUCCAUGGCCAUCGGCACGCUUCCAGCCUACCAGAGCCACGGAGCGACCAUGCUCCCCGGCGGCAUGCUCAAACAUGGAGGCUAUACGACAGGGAAAGGAAGUGGCAAAAAGCUCAAGGUUACUUUUGACAAUCCUGAGUACUGGCAGCACAGUUUGCCUCAGAAAUCCUCCGCGCAGAUGGUAGUGGACGGCGCACAAGGAGGGUCCACCAACACCAAGCUGUUCUACAAGCAAAACGGACACAUAAGACCACCCACGGUGGCAGAGAAUCCGGAAUACAUGUCAGAAUUCUCGCUCAAACCGGGUACAGUUCUCCCACCGCCACCUUACCGGCAACGAAACACUGUUGUCUAG
Messenger RNA from Knipowitschia caucasica, 1257 nucleotides. NCBI's taxonomy places the organism in Eukaryota, Metazoa, Chordata, Actinopteri, Gobiiformes, Gobiidae. The record is from the annotation of a GenBank genome assembly.